GUUCAGAUUUUAUUCUUUUCAUGAUACAUUCUUAUACGUGUAUGAUCAGAGCUAUGGGCUUGCAAAGUAUCUGUCGAUGCCCUUGACAGGGAGGCAGAUAGAUGGAAUUUGGCAUACGUCGGUUGUUGUGUUUGAUAAAGAGAUAGGUUAUGGUCCUUAUGGUCAGGUGAUUUGCAUCUUCAGGCCAGGACAAACUCAGGAUGGCCAGCUUGUGCAAGUGAUUGAUAUGGGAGAGACCACUAUCGAUGAGGAGACGUUUAAUGAUUAUAUCAAAGAAAUGAAUUCGAUUUAUACAGCAGAUAGAUAUCACCUUCUCUAUUUCAACUGUAACUCAUUGACAAAUGAUUGGAUUGGCUUCUUAACAGGAGGUACAAUCCCGUCGUGGAUUACAGAUCUUCCUGCUGACUUCCUUUCAACUUGGCUUGGGGCUGUCCUUCGGCCUAUAAUAAACUGGAUAUACCGCAGAUCCAAUCAGAAGCCGAUCCUCCAUAGUCGUAUAGAGCGAGGAGUCUCGGUUGGAGAGGGAUGCGUGGUGUUAGGCACUGAAUGUGAGAUUGAUGACUGAAGCUGGUGAAGAAAAAGACAAGAGAGGGGAAGAUUAGGGAUAUUUGGGGAUGUUGGUUUGGGGAGUGGUGGAUCUUGGUUGGAUUUGAGUGUUCAUGAGUUUGAUGACUUUGGAGAUGACUUUGGAAUUCUGCGUUUGUGGAUUUCUUAUGUAUGAUCUC
This is a messenger RNA of Fomitiporia mediterranea MF3/22, 725 nucleotides long. Its product is annotated as DUF862-domain-containing protein. NCBI's taxonomy places the organism in Eukaryota, Fungi, Basidiomycota, Agaricomycetes, Hymenochaetales, Hymenochaetaceae. The record is from RefSeq and is a predicted model, not a curated record. The coding region runs from base 77 to 565 and encodes 162 amino acids. Gene Ontology annotation, biological process: protein modification by small protein removal. Gene Ontology annotation, molecular function: peptidase activity. The transcript is spliced from 7 exons.